Molecule: messenger RNA, 1167 nt
Organism: Rubroshorea leprosula
Lineage: Eukaryota; Viridiplantae; Streptophyta; Magnoliopsida; Malvales; Dipterocarpaceae
Source: the annotation of a GenBank genome assembly
CUCUUCAACACUCUCUAUAAAUUCUUUGCGUAUCCUAGUUCCUAAGAAGCAUUCCAUCUCCUUUUUUCUGUCCUUUUUCCAUAGUUAUCCUAAUUCUUGUCCUUCUUUGCUAAUUCAUUGUAAGAUGACGGAUAUUUAUGAACAGAGUGAUUUAAGUUCUGGAAGUCAUCAGCAGCAGCAGAGUGAUGAAGACAUCAUGGAUGUAAGGAAAGGCCCAUGGACUGUUGAAGAAGAUACUAAGCUCAUGGAAUAUGUCACCUUGCACGGCGAGGGCCGCUGGAACUCUGUUGCUCGCUGCUCAGGUCUUAAAAGAACAGGGAAAAGCUGCAGGUUAAGAUGGUUGAACUAUCUCCGUCCUGAUGUCCGACGAGGAAAUAUCACUCUCCAAGAGCAACUUCUAAUCCUCGAACUCCAUUCCCGGUGGGGAAACAGGUGGUCGAAAAUUGCGCAACAUUUACCAGGAAGAACAGAUAAUGAAAUAAAGAACUAUUGGAGGACCAGAGUUCAGAAACAGGCGAAGCAACUCAAAUGCGACGUCAACAGCAAACAGUUUCGGGACGCCAUGCGGUACGUUUGGAUGCCCCGUUUAAUGGAGCGGAUCCAGGCUUCUUCAUCCAAAUCUUCUCCGGGUCAAUCGGCCGUGGAGGCAUCGACCAACCCUGCUCGGAUGAAGGAACCCGGAUCGAGUCAGAUGGAUCCCAAUUUCAUGCCCGAAUUAUCCGGGACUUCGUCGGAGUCUCUUGAUACCCCAAUUUCAUCCCAGUCGGACCUGACGGUGGAGUACGGCCGCAACCCACAACAGGGGAUUGAUUAUGGGGACAAUCUACGGAGUGGGUCGGGUUGGUUAUCCCCGGAGGAUUUGGUAGGUAAUUGGAGUGUAGACGGGUUUGGUUUUCCGGCUGCGGCGGAGGAGGUGAUGAGCGGCGAUGAUUGGUUGGGGGAAUGGAAUGUGGAGAAUAUUUGGUUGCAGCUUUGUGAAUAGUGAGCUAAUGACAUUACGUGUCUGCUUACGUUACGUCUCAAGUUGCUUUAGACAAUUUGUGAUUCUAGAAAUACUUGAAUUAUUGGAUAUAUAUUUUUGGAAAGGAAAUUAGAGAGCUGUAUAAUUACAAGUAACUCCACAACUUUACAAAUUAGAUAUAAUUGAAAUAAUUUGAAAUUAAAUUU